UAUUUGUUACGUGACUAUUGGGUGAUCUUGUACUUGUAUUCACUCUUUCUCUUUCUAAUUAAAUACUGAAAAGAUGAAAGGUGUAUAUUUUAAAAUCCGAAAUUUAUGGUUCUGAAUUCAUAAUAAUUAAAUUAACUUUUUAAUCAUGAAGUUGACCAACGAAGAUAAGGAUGAUCUCCUAAAAUAUGCAAGAUACUUUGCAUUAAAAGCAUCACAGAUAAUUAUUUCCUCUAGACAAAAAGGAAUGAAGUCUACACCAUGUAGGCAGAAAUCUGAUUGGUUCAAUUUGAAUAUUACAUCUUUGGAUGAUGCUGAAACCACUGCAAUUAGAAAAACAGUUACAAACAAAUUUUUUGCUGGUGUUCCUGUAUGUGUGGAAAUUUAUGGUAAAUCUACUAGAGAAGACAAAGGUUUGGUGGAAACUUGGUGCAUUCAACUUUCUUCUGAAUAUUCAGAUCCAAAUCCUAAGAUAACAACAUUCAGCAUAUAUAACCAAAUAGGAAUAUUAUUGAAAUCAUUGUUAUCAAUAACAAGGAUAAUACCUGGCUUCGAACUUACAAAACUAUCAAAUGAAACAUGCAAAAUACAUUAUCGUAUAUAUGAGGGAGAACCAAAUUUUGAAGGUCUGGGAAAAGUCAGCAAACAUAUAAGUAUUGGACGAAUCAGUACACCUAUAGGCACUUUACAAAUAACAGUUGAUUAUAGACCAAAGGUUGAAUUAAUAUCAUCAAAAAAACCAAUGUCUGAAGAAGGUUCUAUGUUAUAUGAAAGUAACUAUUUCAGUUCAGAUUCAGAGUCAAAACCUAAACUCACUAUAAAUUAUCAAGGAAACAAUAAACUUUCAAGAUAUACUAUACCGUUUGCUAAAGACCUACCAACACCUCCUAAAAGAACAGUACCAGCUCUCAGACCAGGAGGAGUACCCUGGUAUCCAAAAAAAUAUGAAAAAUUUUCAAGUGAAGAAAAUCCAAAUUCACCUACUUGUGAUGACAAGAUUAGUAUGCAAGCAGCUAAACCUACUGAAGAAUUGAACAAGACUGAUUCUGGAUGUCCAUCUGGUUCUAUGAUAAUUAAAGAAAUAGACCCUAAAGAAGAAUUGUCUCCAUCAGGGAAAUCUGUUUCUGGUGAAUAUGUGAUGAGUGUUAUGUCAAAGUAUAGAUCCAAAUAUGUUCCUAAAGCAAGACGCUAUACAUUCGCAACAGAUACACGUCAAAGUGAAAUAUCAAAUUUCUACAGAGAAUGCUCCAAUGCGCCUGUAUUAACAUGCUGGAACCAAUCCACUUCAGUUAAAGAUAUUGAUGUGACACAACAACUUGAUGCCUUUGAAGAGAAAAUUAAGGAGUUCGACGACUUAGUAAGAAGUCUUGCGGCAAGUCCCGACAGUGAUAACUGAUUUUAUUGAAUUUUAAGCCUGUUGAAUUUAUUUUGAAAUCUGUAGUUUUAAAGAGCUCGUUAUUUUAAUGCUUUUCAUGAGGUAUUGAUUCUAUCACUUUCUUUGUUUAUUUCAUCAUUCCACUAUAAAUUUUCAUUUCUACGAUGCUGAUCAGCUACAUAUAAAUUUAUUAAAUAAAUCUGGAAUGGUAUAUUUUUGAAACUCUUAAAUACACUACGCCUUUCUCAUGCCUUUUUCUAUGUGUCUGGAAUGGAAUGUGAUUAUAAUCAUUCAGAUAAUAUCUGAGUGUCAACAUUUUAUGUUGACAUACAAGUACGUAACCUCAAUUACAACUUGAGAUAAAUGUCAAUUUCAUUAAGGUUGGCACCUCUGAAAUGAGAGCUAUGAUGUAAUAUUGGCAGAUGUCUCAGUCAUGAAAAAAAUGUCAAAAAAGGCAUAGUGUGAUAAGGGGUAAAUAUUUUUGCUCCAUGAAUAGAAAAAAAAUAUUUAAGAUUUUCUUACACCCACAUAUUACACAAUUUAUACGGUGUUGAAAGGAAAUUUAAACUAGUUUAAAAAUUAUAGGCUACCAGAAGUUGUAUAUACUGAGUUUUGUAUUUUCUGCUAUUAUUAAAAGCAACAUAUAUA
This is a messenger RNA of Harmonia axyridis, 2020 nucleotides long. Its product is annotated as autophagy-related protein 13. The transcript has 4 exons. Bases 146 to 1393 code for a protein of 415 amino acids. Lineage: Eukaryota; Metazoa; Arthropoda; Insecta; Coleoptera; Coccinellidae. Gene Ontology annotation, biological process: autophagosome assembly; piecemeal microautophagy of the nucleus; mitophagy. Gene Ontology annotation, cellular component: extrinsic component of membrane; cytosol; phagophore assembly site. The record is from RefSeq and is a predicted model, not a curated record.